AUGUUCUUCCUGUCUGUGUGCCAAGGCUUGACGCAGAACCUUUCUGGGCUUGUUGCAGCGCGAUCCUUCCUCGGUCUGGUCAGGGACGGUGUCAUCCCCGCUUGCCUAUGCCUCGUGCCAAUGUGUGGCACAGGCCAGCGAAAGCACAAAAUGGGCACUCUUCUUCUCCUUAACAACCUCGUAGGCCGUAGCUCCUCGUUCCCCGGGUCCCUCUCCCAUGGAACAGUGUUCUUGCAGAGUCCCACAGAAGGUAAGUACACUGAUGUGCGCGGUGUCCGCUUUCUGUCCUUCUUCAUCCCCGACUUCCCCGACUUCCCCGAGGAAGCAGGCAGGCUCUCGCCAGAGUGA
This is a messenger RNA of Fomitopsis serialis, 348 nucleotides long. RefSeq lists its product as uncharacterized. The record is from RefSeq and is a predicted model, not a curated record. Bases 1 to 348 code for a protein of 115 amino acids. The transcript is spliced from 3 exons. Lineage: Eukaryota; Fungi; Basidiomycota; Agaricomycetes; Polyporales; Fomitopsidaceae.